AUGGUUUACGACUUCGUGGGCCCGUACGAUCGCCCAUUCCGUGGGAUACGAGAGUGGUGGUUCGGCGAGCACUUGCCGUGGGACAGAGCGUUCCCCAAAGCAGUCUUUUCCACCUCCUUCAUCUGUGCGGCAACGGCAGACUCGUUGACCUUGGUGGCCUACGUGAAGAGCCGCUUCGUCGCACCCAUCAAGGGAAUCUCGAACGUGCCCUAUAUUAGUCGUCAUAAAGAAGGAAAUCAUACGAAUCGAGAGAGUGACGAAGGUGAAAUAGAAAUAAGAGGUCCUGUCGAGAUAAUGAUUGUUGAUUUGGAUUUCUACCAAUUGUCGCCCGCCUCCGCCUCCGCCACGGCAGGGACAACAUCAUCGAAAACCUCAGUACUACCUUCAGCAAAUAAGAUGUCAGCAGAAACUAGUUCCUUUCUGUCCAACUCCGAGAAUGCUCUCGGUUUCAAAAUGCGCAUAAAUUACAAUUGGUGCAUGGCGGAUCUGUACGGCUUACUGGUCCAAAUGAAUCGGCGAAUUCUUCCAAAAGUAACCAAGCUGCGCGAAGGUCUCUGGUAUCCACCACGCACUAUGUCGGGUAUUCCAGCCCCAAAUUCUCGCUUCGUACUCCCGGAGACAACCGGGAAAAGCCAAGCCCUUGUGAGCAAGCUUUUGAAUUCACAAUUUUUUCGAAAGAAAGCUUCCUCUAGCUCUACAUCACCAUCCAGAUCUACAUUCCUGAACGAGCAGAACGACAUUAACGGUAGCAACCACCAAAAAGUAGGCUUCCAUCUUCAUCGAAGCCAGAAGUAUACUCAAAGAAUGUGGUCGACCGCAAGCAAUACUUCUGAAGAUGUUGAUGUUACAAGUACUGGCACAGGCAGGCAUCGAGUUAUAGCCUCUCCUUCUACAACUGAGGUGGAUCCCAACGACAGAACUACGAUUCUUCGCCGUGGGCGCAAGAACGACGACGAGGAUCUUGUCGACAAGUGGGAAAACCUAUUCACGGAAGACGUUUUGUUUUAUGGGAAUCCGUUUGGCAUUGGGCGCGCAGAAAGUGUGGAAGAAAUUCGAGGCGAAAUAUUUGAAAAGAUUCUAGAUCGUGCCUUCGAUUCCUACUUCGUGGAGCCGGACAUUGUCGUGUGCGAGGGAGAAUUCUGCGGAAUCCACGCGCACCUUUGCGCCUCCGUUUGGAGGAAGAGCUCGUGGCUGGGGGUCGCACUCGACUACGACGACCAGAACUACACUCGUAACCACAUGAGCAGAACUACAACAGGACGUCGAAAGGCUGUUGAAUCUCCCACCUCCUCGACGCCUUCCUGCAUGUACCGGAUUCGAUUUGCGUUACACUUGAAUAUCGAGAAGGGUGAGAAAAUUAAAGACGCCUAUUGGUUAAUCGAUCUUUUGGGCGCUUUUAAACAGAUGGGUCGGGACCUCGUAGCCGACGCGAAAAAGCUUGUUUAGUUGCUAACGGAUGCUCUGUG
This is a messenger RNA of Amoebophrya sp. A25, 1466 nucleotides long. The record is from the annotation of a GenBank genome assembly. NCBI's taxonomy places the organism in Eukaryota, Dinophyceae, Syndiniales, Amoebophryaceae.